Nasonia vitripennis (jewel wasp) is the source of this 3497-nucleotide messenger RNA. Its product is annotated as MAM and LDL-receptor class A domain-containing protein 1. Gene Ontology annotation, cellular component: membrane. The transcript is spliced from 8 exons. NCBI's taxonomy places the organism in Eukaryota, Metazoa, Arthropoda, Insecta, Hymenoptera, Pteromalidae. The coding region runs from base 756 to 3437 and encodes 893 amino acids. The record is from RefSeq and is a predicted model, not a curated record.
CAUCUAAUUUUUUAAUUAUUCUUCCUCACAAUAACGUAAUACGUGCGUCCAAUUGUUCUAACGCAUUUUUGGUCCCUCUCCAUACUCGAUGGUCGAUCAAGCGUAUCAACGUUUACGAGAUACGCAUUUUAAAAACGUUUUAAAAGCGUUUUGUGCUUUUAGGGAUAGCAUUCGCACAUAUUGCAAUUGCAACAAUCAUACUAAAUCGAGCUAAGAUCGUUGAAAAAACGAUUAUUUGUGUAAAUGUACCCAAAAUACACAGUAGAGCUUCCGGACAUUGAAUAGAGCGCAGAUAUUGAUUGUGAUUGCUCCGUUUGUAUUCACGGUGAUAUAGCCCUCGUGCAUUUAUACAUAAUAGCGCGGGACGCGUAUAGGAGCUAGAGUAUAAUAUAGAAUAUAGGAAGUGAAGGAAAUAACUGUAUAUCGGUUAGCGUUCGCAUUUGAAAAUGAAUGAAAAAGCAUUACCGUGGAAUUUAUCAACAGGCGAUCAAGUGCUGCAGCAAAGGUGCAGAAGUAUAGCGGUCGCAGGAAGGAUAUUCAUUGUUUAGCCGCACAUAUGCGUGCAACUAGUGAGCGUAACGAACAAAAGCUAUGGAGCGGAACAAUGGGGCGAGUAUGUUGUCCGCUGCGCGUCGAGAGCCUGCAGACAGCAAAAGUUUUCCUCUAUUAUAUGUUCGACACACUAUACAUCCCACUGUACAUGCAAGAACGCGGUAGUGCAGUGAACAAAUCACUACGAAAGUUCUGUCGCGAGUAUGACAGGACCGUCGAGUUAUCCACGUCUUGUCUUCACUUGCAUCCUCGGCGUUUACACGUUGCUGGCUUUGUCGGAUCACACCGGCUGCAGCUGCUCGAGGACCAGUGCAUCGGAAUUGUUCAUCAGUAGGUGUCGUUUAUUCAUAAACUCACACGCCGAUAGUGCAUCUAUUUACUCUAACAAUGUGAUUGCCACAGACAAAUCAUCGAAGAACAGAAACAUCAUCAGACGACAAGUUUCGCGAGCUGCUCCCGUGCAGGUGCCGACGGCCACCACCGACGAGGUUUUCUGUGACUUUGGGCCUCUGCCCGUCCAGACUCUCUGCGAAUGGCAGGACGGAGCCGGCGCGCUCAAGUGGAUGCCCGGUGCGGGACUGACGAGCAACUGGCUCGGCGGACCAGCUGUCGACUCGAGCAUGAACACGAUGGAGGGAGGGUACGCGUUCAUCGAGUGCUCGCAAGUGCCCAGAGCGAAUCAAGCGGUGAGCAGUCCGAACGGCCGGCUGCACAGUCUCCAGCUGGGAAGCACCGGAGUCUCCGGCACCUGCUUCAUGUUCAGAUACGCGAUCGACGGGCUCAGUUCGGCCGGGCUGCGGGUCCUCUUGCAUCCCGGCUACGACGAGUACAGCUUGAGCGUCGCCAAAGCCCUGAACAAAUCGACAGCCGCAGCUUCGGACGCGGACGCUCCUCUCCCGCCACCUCCUGUUGUCAGCACAACUUCGCCGAGCCCUACCAGCAGUAGCAGUAGUGCUUCCGCGAACGUUCCUCCGCAAGACAACGUGAACCAGGUACUCUGGCACGCGCACUAUCACGUCCUCGGGGAGUGGCAGCUGGCGCAGAUCCUCUACACCUAUCCGGAAGUUCACACUCUGAUCAUCGAGGGGAUGCCGGUCGAGGCGAGCGAUCCCCUACGCUCUUAUCGUGGCUACAUCGCCGUAGACGACAUCGAUCUGCAGCCGGGAACAACUUGUAACGGCUUUUGCAACUUCGCCGCGGGAUUCUGCGACUGGAGCAACGAGGUCGAGGACGACUUCGACUGGUCGAUCAGCCGGGGCAGCAGUAAACCGACGACGGGCCCGGUGAUGGACAGGGAGGCGGCGAGUUCGAGCAUCAGGGGCGGCGGCUACGCUUAUAUAGACUCGAGCUUUCCGAGGCGACCGGGCGACCUGGCCAGACUGGUGAGCGUCGGGCUGCCAGCUAACAAUCAGGAUUCCCCGCUCUGCUUGCACUUUGCAUUCCACAUGUUCGGCUCGGGUAUCGGCGAAUUGCGCAUCUCCAUACGUCACGCCCGAAGCCUCGAGGCCCAGAUGCAGGAGAUCUGGCGACUGCGCGGCAAUGCUGGCAAUUCCUGGUUCGACUCGCGCGUCACCGUCAGCUCGCUCGACGACUAUCAACUCGUCCUCGAGGCUACUGUCGGUAACACCGCCAUGGGUGACAUCGCCGUCGACGACAUCUCCUUCUCCGCCGGACCUUGUCCAACAUCUCCCCAAGUGGCUGCCCCGGCCCACUUUCCCCGGGACUGCAGUUUUGAGAUUGACGAGUGCGGCUGGAUCAGCAGCGGCCAAGGCAGCUCCGACUGGGAGCGUCUCUCCCAGCAGAGUUUGAGUCCGCGCAACCAGCGCAAGCCUUACAGUCUGCCGGCGUCUCGUCCUCGACAGGAGUUCCUGAUGGCGUUGCAGAGCCGAGGUGGUACUGGCGGCAGUUCGGCCGCCAGUAGCACAAGCGCCUACCUCAUAAGCAACGAGAUCAAGUCUGUGCCCAACGAUCCGCUGUGUCUGAGCUUCUGGUACCUCAUGUUCGAGUCGUUCAUCGACGCGACUGGCCCGAGUCUGGGAGUGCUCCGGGUUCUCGUGCAGCCUGUGGGCGAGAGCAUCGACAGCGCGAUACCAAUCUGGCAGCUUUACAACAAUCAGGGCCCCAGCUGGAAUUACGCGCAAGCCAACGUGAUCGAAAAAAUGGGACGCUUCAACGUCGUCUUCGAGGGCAGCUGGGGCCCCAAUCGAGCUAGCGGCAACAUUGCCAUCGAUGACAUAGCCUUCUACACCGGCAAUUGCACUGUCAGGCCAAGCAGCGCAAUCGUUCGAGUCCAGGAUUGUAGUUUCGAAAAAGGGCUCUGCGGCUGGGAAAACGUCAGCAGUAGUGGAGCAGUGAACGAUCCCAGGAUGCAGUGGCAACGAGCCUAUCCGAAUCAUCGACCAGCUCAGCUUCUCGACAAGACCUUCGGUUCUCCCGGAGACUUUGUUUUCUUCGACAUCUUUUCUCCAAAUCAGAAACGCCAGGUCAGUCUGCGCUCACCGUUGGUCACUCUUGCGCCGGAUGAAGAGGCCAUUUGUUUCACUUUUUGGUUUGUGGCUUUCGGAGUCGAAGAGUCGACGAGUCUGAGGAUUCUUAAAAUUUCGGCUAACCAGGAACCUGCCAACGAAUCACCGGAAUCGUCACAAGAAAAUCAAGAUUCAGAACAGCAAGUACUUUGGUCGAUAACGGCAAAAGGUUUUAACAAUCCACGACCCUCUUGGACGUGGGCGCAAGUUACUGUUGAAUCUCGAUCGUCCUUUCGAUUGAUUUUGGAAGGAAGUGCAAGCAACGGUGGCUUUGCCAUUGAUGACAUCAAAUUUCAAUCGCAAGCUUGUCCAACGCGUCCAACUGCUGCGAGAUUAUCUUCUGCAUCACAAGAAUUGUAAUAUAUGGAUUUUUACACUUGAUUACAUUUAAAAACAGAAUAAAUAUAUACUUUUUAUAUA